This is a messenger RNA of Pneumocystis jirovecii RU7, 2202 nucleotides long. RefSeq lists its product as uncharacterized. Bases 63 to 2033 code for a protein of 656 amino acids. The record is from RefSeq and is a predicted model, not a curated record. The transcript has 7 exons. Gene Ontology annotation, cellular component: endoplasmic reticulum membrane; plasma membrane. NCBI's taxonomy places the organism in Eukaryota, Fungi, Ascomycota, Pneumocystomycetes, Pneumocystales, Pneumocystaceae. Gene Ontology annotation, molecular function: glucosidase activity. Gene Ontology annotation, biological process: fungal-type cell wall organization; (1->6)-beta-D-glucan biosynthetic process.
UUAUUAAAAAAGGAAAAUUUGGAUUUUUUGUUUAAAAAGUUUAAGGAAUUUGAUUAUAUUUAAUGAAAAAAAGUCAUUGGUCUAAUGACACUCCGGUGGAUUAUUCUCCACAAAAUAGUGGAAAUAAUUGGAAUGUUCGAAGUUCAGGAACAGUACAUAGACCAUUACCACCAACACCCUGUCAUUUUGAAACUCAAUAUCAAGAGUCAUAUGGAGAUGCUGUAUGGAAUAGUCAGCAGUCUCCAUAUAAUCAAAGUUAUUAUUUAUUUCAAGAUGAAAAUGUAUCAUUUCCAAGAAGAAGAAUUGUAUCUCAUGGAGAUUAUUCGGAAGAUGAACCAGCAUAUCAAACAAAACAAGAAAAUGUGGAGUAUUAUGAUAAUUCUUUUAGCUCUCAGUCUCCUCGAAAUGUAUAUACAGAUGGGUAUAAAGCUUAUAACGAUAUACAGGAUUAUGCAUCUCUUGAUUACAAAAGGAAAUCUUAUAUGAAUUAUCCUGAAGAACCAGAUAAUAAUUAUUGGCAUGAACCGCAAGAAAGUGUAUAUACAGAAGAAUAUAUAGAACCCGAAUCAAGAAAAACAAAUAAAGGAUCUUUUAAUACAUACAAAAAUACCGCUAAAUCUGAUGUUGGAAAUAACCUUGAUACAUUAUGGGAUCCUACUGUAACAGAACCCGAUGAUUAUCUUCACAACCCAACCUUUAAGGAUAGAAAAAAAGAUUAUUAUUUUUUUACAAAACGUGGUAUAUUUAAUAUAGGAUCUCUUGUGUUUUUAAUACUUGGUGUAAUGUUUGUUUUUAUUGGUUACCCUAUUAUGUUAUAUAUUCGCAGGGCAUAUGAUGAUGCUCAUAGUUGUCCUAAUUGUAUACGAACACUGCCUAUAGAUUUAUUGGAUGCAACAAGAAGCCUUAUUGAUCCGGAUACACCGUUAGAAUUUUAUGAACGGAAGAGUAAAGAUGGAAAAAUUUAUAAAAUUGUAUUUUCAGAUGAAUUUAAUAAAAAUGGAAGAACAUUCUAUCCAGGUGAUGAUCAGUUUUGGGAAGCAGUCGAUUUACAUUACUGGUCAACUAUGAGUAUAGAAUGGUAUGAUCCUGAUGCUAUAACUACAAAUGGAGGUUUUUUGGAGAUACGACUUGAUGCUUUUCGAAAUCAUGAUCUUAAUUAUAGAUCAGGUAUGCUUCAAAGUUGGAAUAAACUAUGUUUUAAAGGAGGUAUUAUUGAAGCAUCUAUUUCACUUCCAGGUAGAGGAGACAUUUCUGGAUUUUGGCCAGCAUUUUGGGCAAUGGGAAAUCUUGGUCGUCCUGGCUUUGGUGCUUCUACUGAUGGAGUAUGGCCAUAUAGUUAUGAUACAUGUGAUGUUGGAAUUACACCUAAUCAAUCAGAUUCUAACGGCAUAUCAUCUCUUCCUGGAAUGAGAUUUCCUAACUGUGUAUGUCCUAAUUCAGAUCAUCCAAGCCCAGGAAAAGGACGAGGUGCACCAGAAAUAGAUAUAAUUGAAGCAUCUGUUGAUCUUAGUUUUCGUCUUGGAGAAGCAUCACAAUCAGUACAGUUUGCACCUUUUGACGACCUUUAUACACCAAAUUAUGAACAUAUGAAAAUAUAUAAUAAAGAAAAAACUCAUAUAAAUAAUUAUCGUGGCAAUUCUUUUCAACAAACAUUUUCAUGUAUCACGUACUUAAAUAAUGAAUGGUAUGAUGGACGUAAAUUUCAAACAUAUUCUCUUGAGUAUGAACCUGGUAAAAAUGGUUUUAUUCAAUGGUAUAUUGGUGAUAAUCCAACGUGGAUGAUGAAAGCUGAAUCAGUAGGACCAAAUGGGAAAAUUGGACAAAGGCUCAUAUCUGAAGAACCCAUGGCAUUCGUAAUUAACCUUGCGAUGUCAGAGUCUUUUGCUAAAAUAGAAUGGGGAAGAUUACAAUUUCCUGCUAUUAUGCGAGUAGAUUGGGUCCGCAUUUACCAAGAAACGCCUAUGAUUACAUGUGAUCCUCCUGGAUAUCCAACUACAAAGUAUAUUAAAGAGUAUGUUGUUUUUAUUAUAUAAUUUGCAAAUUUAACAGAUAUCAGACAUCCUAUAGCUUAUUAUAACAAUAAUAUUACUACUUGGGAGAAUACCGGCUAUCAAUGGCCUAAAAAUCGACUUAUGAACGAAUGUUAAUAUUUUAUCCGGCAUAUAAUUUAUAAUGAUUUUUAAUAUUGGUGAUAUGAAAUAU